AUGAAAUAAAGACCUUAAUUAGCAUGUGAUGCAGUUUGUUUUAGAAAACUUGAAAAUGAUGUCAAAAAAGUUUUAUUAAUAACAAGAGGACGUGAACCAUUUUUAGGAAAAUACGCUUUUCCAGGAGGACAUUUAGAUUAUGGUGAAGAUCCAAUUUAAUGUUGUUUAAGGGAACUUAAUGAAGAAACUGGGAUAUUAGGACUAAGUGUUGAUUUGAUUGAUGUAAAAGGAUCCCCAGAUAGAGAUCCAAGAGGACAUUAUGUUUCUAUAGUUUAUAAAAUUGAAGUCCCAAAUGAUGCUGAACCUGUGGCAGCAGAUGAUGCUAAAACUGCAUAAUGGGUUAGUGUUGAAGAUAUGCUUAAAUUGGGUAAGGAGGCAUUUGCAUUUGAUCAUUAUGAAAUCUUAGAAUAAGCUCAUAAAAAAUUCCCAUGA
Messenger RNA from Paramecium primaurelia, 432 nucleotides. NCBI's taxonomy places the organism in Eukaryota, Ciliophora, Oligohymenophorea, Peniculida, Parameciidae. The record is from the annotation of a GenBank genome assembly.